AUUUAAAAAGGAAGAAGCUGCGCGCGCAAGAUGAGAAUCUGAGUGAAUCGAAUGUUCGCGCGCGCACGACCACGCUUUCCUCCGCUGGGGUGGUAGUGAGCGCGUGCACACGCGCGCGCGGCGGUGGCGGCGCUGCUGCUGCUGCUUCUGAUAUCCGCCUCCCCAAAAGCAAGGGUAGUGGCACUGAGGGUGGCCGGCCUCGGCAGGGGAAGCUUGUUUUGCUCGGCAGCCUUAAGUAAACAAAAACAGACGCCCAGCGAAAGCUCAUCAGUCUACAGUACUGAGCUCAUACGUGACAACUAUAUUAAAAAUGGCUGCUAGUAAAGCAAAAAGUCAAAGCUCUCUUGCCCUUCACAAAGUAAUCAUGGUUGGCAGUGGAGGCGUUGGCAAAUCAGCACUUACACUUCAGUUUAUGUAUGAUGAGUUUGUUGAAGACUAUGAACCAACCAAGGCUGAUAGUUACAGAAAAAAAGUAGUUCUAGAUGGCGAAGAAGUCCAGAUAGAUAUUCUGGAUACAGCAGGGCAAGAAGAUUAUGCAGCUAUUCGAGACAACUACUUCCGUAGUGGAGAAGGUUUUCUCUUAGUUUUCUCCAUAACUGAGCAUGAAUCCUUUACAGCCGCAGCAGAAUUUAGGGAACAGAUACUCCGUGUAAAAGCUGAAGAGGAUAAAAUACCAUUACUUGUGGUGGGAAACAAAUCAGACUUGGAGGACCGGCGACAAGUGCUUGUAGAAGCUGCUCGAAGUAAAGCAGACGAGUGGGGAGUACAGUAUGUAGAGACAUCAGCAAAAACAAGAGCAAAUGUAGAUAAGGUAUUUUUUGAUUUGAUGAGAGAAAUUAGAUCCAAGAAAAUGUCAGAUAAUAAAGACAAGAAUGGCAAAAAAAGCAGCAAGAAUAAGAAGAGUUUUAAAGAACGAUGUUGUUUAUUGUGAUCUUAAAGAGCUGUACAUAUAGGCGACAGUACUAACAAGACAUUUUACUACUAAUGAUAGAGGACUGAAUUAAUAAGAAGAAAUCUGAAUUCAAUACAUUUUUCAACUCACAUUGAUAUAAGAAUUGAAGUCCAACAGAUCCAUGUAUACCAAGAAGGAUGAUUCUUGAAAGCAACUGUCACUGGUAAACAUUAACGCAAGCAUUUUUUUCCUUUCGUUAUAAGCAAUUUACCUGUUAGACACAUGGUGCGCUCUGAAUAUACCUCUGGAUACUGCUCUCAAGGGCACUCCUCGACAACUCUUCAUCAUCCUUUUUUGUUUAAAUGGCAAGUUUUCACUGAAGUUCCACCAAAAUUUCCUGUCUUUUCUUUGUGACUUCAGUUUGUGUGCUCUGCUGAAGCCUUCGGUGAUUUUUUAAAAACCACAGGUUGACAAAAUUGAGCUGUUUUGGGGCUUUAAUGUGCUGCUUAAAAUAGGUUGUGGUGGUGUCAUUUUUGCUGUUUUGCCAACAUAUUAGAUGGGCAGUGUAAGGCUUUAUAUUAAAAAACAAAGAAACAACGAGCAGUGAGUUAGUAUUCCCAUAAUGACAAUAGUAAUUUUCAGCCUAUGAUUUCAGAGCAUUGGUAGUUACAUUCUGGCAAGUUAUACUUUCUUAAAUUGGGAGUAAAUUAACCAGGCAUCUUGAUGUAGAGAUGUUUCCAGGCUUAACCCAACUUUCCAAUACAUUUGAAGGGAAGAACUCCCGUCCUUUCAAUCCAGCAUAGUCAAUAGCCACAAUUGUUGAGGAUGAUGGUAUUUGCAAUCCAAGACAUAUGCAUGACAUCAAGUUAGGAAUUGUUGGUUUUUUCCAUUGAGUCAUUCUAACUUUCCUCCCGAAGACCUGGUUUCCUUCCAAAGCUUGAACAUUUCUGUUCAUGGUUUUGCAGUGGUUUGUGGUCAUGUAUUGAAGCCAUAGUGGUUGCUGCAUUUUUACUCUUUAUGUUUAACAGGAGAAGGGUCUUUU
Messenger RNA from Candoia aspera, 1934 nucleotides. RefSeq names its product RAS like proto-oncogene B (gene RALB). The transcript has 5 exons. Gene Ontology annotation, biological process: Ras protein signal transduction. Bases 311 to 931 code for a protein of 206 amino acids. Gene Ontology annotation, molecular function: GTPase activity; GTP binding; GDP binding. The record is from RefSeq and is a predicted model, not a curated record. NCBI's taxonomy places the organism in Eukaryota, Metazoa, Chordata, Lepidosauria, Squamata, Candoiidae. Gene Ontology annotation, cellular component: plasma membrane.